Saccostrea echinata is the source of this 519-nucleotide messenger RNA. Its product is annotated as tyrosine-protein kinase RYK-like. Gene Ontology annotation, cellular component: signaling receptor complex. Lineage: Eukaryota; Metazoa; Mollusca; Bivalvia; Ostreida; Ostreidae. Gene Ontology annotation, biological process: nervous system development; cell surface receptor protein tyrosine kinase signaling pathway; protein phosphorylation. Gene Ontology annotation, molecular function: transmembrane receptor protein tyrosine kinase activity; ATP binding. The transcript has 3 exons. The record is from RefSeq and is a predicted model, not a curated record. Bases 9 to 443 code for a protein of 144 amino acids.
AUUUUAGCAUGUCAUACGAUGUUAACCAGACAGAUCAUUACUGUGUUAUUGACAGAGACUUUAUGUCACCUGUAAAAUGGAUGGCACCAGAGAGCCUUGAAACAGGAAUUUACACCACCCAGUCAGAUGUGUGGUCCUUCGGUGUUUUGCUGUGGGAACUAAUGACCAGGGGAAGUAAGCCAUAUCCUGAUAUCGACGAAUGGGAUAUGUUAAGCUAUUUAGAGAAAAACAAGAAAUUGCCACAACCAUUAUUUUGUCCAGAUCUGGUGUACUCCUUAAUGAAACAGUGCUGGAAUUUAAACCCUGAUAAAAGACCUACAUUUUUUGAUCUGGUUCUGGAGCUAAACAAGUUGACUACUACUCCCUCAGAGGAUGGAGGUUAUUUGCAACCUUCUAAAUAUACAUACGAAUCUCCCCAAUACACCUACGUUACGCUCUACUAGAUAAAGGCACAUUAAAUAUGCUCCGCGAAAAACUGACUCAAGCAGAGCUAAGAGAUACAAUGAGUUUCAAACAUAA